GUACGGUAUCGAUGUGCCCUUCAUAGAGGCCGAUCGCCAUCUAGUUGAAGGCGGCUGUGAGGAAAUGCUGCAAAGGGCUACCGAAAACAACGUAUGUUUCUGUGUUGUUGGAGAUGCGUUGUGUGCGACUACGCAUACGGACCUGUUCUUGCGAGCUAGAGCUAGGAACAUCGAGGUGUCGGUAGUUCAUAAUGCCAGUAUUAUGAACGCUAUAGCUUGCUGUGGGCUCCAUCUGUACCGAUUCGGAGAGACAGUGUCAAUUUGUUUUUGGGACGACUCAUGGAAGCCUGAUAGUUAUUUCGACAAAAUCGCAGACAAUGCCAAGCGGGGAUUGCACACUUUGUGCUUGUUGGACAUCAAAGUGAAGGAGCAAAGUGUUGUUAACCUAAUGAAGGGGAACGAAAUUUAUGAACCUCCGAGGUUCAUGUCGGUGCAGACAGCAUUAGAACAGCUUAUGGAGAUCGAUGAGAAGCGAGGCAAUCCUGGAAUUGUGGGCAAAGAUUCCCUCGUUGUGGGUGUCGCACGUGUUGGUUGCAAAGAUCAGUCAAUUGUCUUCGGUCGCGCCGAGGAUGUGGCCUCCGAGAAAGCAUCUGAGAAGCUCGGCGGUCCUCUCCAUUCGCUUGUAAUCUGUGCGCAGGUAACCAACCGUGAUGGCGUUUUAUGUUGUUCAUUUCUCACAU
Messenger RNA from Perkinsus marinus ATCC 50983, 680 nucleotides. RefSeq lists its product as hypothetical. The transcript has 6 exons. Gene Ontology annotation, molecular function: diphthine synthase activity. NCBI's taxonomy places the organism in Eukaryota, Perkinsozoa, Perkinsida, Perkinsidae. The record is from RefSeq and is a predicted model, not a curated record. Gene Ontology annotation, biological process: protein histidyl modification to diphthamide. The annotation marks the transcript as partial.